AUGGCUGAAACGGGCGCGAAUCAUGUGCUGCCCAAUCUCCAUGGCGCACAAAUCUCUCAAAUUUUGAUGACAGACCCGCUGAAUCUCAACGACCUCGGCUUCAACAGGUAUCCUACCCUUCCUCUGGGGGAUCUUCCUGCAGCACGUGUCAGAGAGAUCUACGAAAAGAUUGUUGACGAAAUCUUUUCGGCUAUGUCUAUGACUCGACAAGCCUCUCCCCAAUGUUGGGAUCAAUGCGUCGCUUCACUUGAAUCAGAAAACGUGUUGUUGGCCACUAUUUUCACCGAAUGUGAGGCUUAUCGCACGAUCAAGGAUAAAUGCAUGGAAGCGCUCAACCUUCCUCGCAUCGAUGAGCAGACCCCUUGUCUCCCUGCCCCAGUCCUGGUUUCUCUUAUCGCUACUAUCAACUACCGCAAGGUAUCAGUUGCCAAGCCACAUAACUCCAUCAUUGCGAUGCUUGGUGACCAUGACACUGCGGCUUGGCUCAAGGUUGCGAUCCAAGUUUUUGGAACAACCGGCCAGAAUCCAUUCCUCGUCUCGCGAGAUGACUCAGUCCACAGCCCGACAACUGAUCAAUCUAAUGGUGUCUGGACUAUCAAAGCAACCAUGCCGCUCCCUCAUAGGUACCUCGCACUUGUUCAUCGUGAACUUCCCAGACUUCGGGCCGCACCCGAGUUGCGAAGCGACUCGGUUAAAGAAGACGAAAGUCUGGAAGAAGCCUUGCGGCGACUUAACCGCCGUCUUGUCCGUGACAUCGGUGACGCAGUCUAUACCGAGGCUCCAGCUCAAUUCCACACAAUCACUCUGAGAAUCACUCGGGAGCAAGCUCUUGCCCGAGUAGGCGAGCUAGUCAGACAGGUGCGAAAUGCAGACUUCGACCAAGAGCAACUCAAGCCCCAGAUGGAACGAUCUAUCGAUUUCCAUAUUUUCUCGGUUCUUCCACUGGCUGUAAAGAAGAAAGUCCAUUCGUGGUACCGAAACCACUCUCCAGAAUCCAAUGAACUUAUUCAGAGGUUUGCAAGUGUCUUGCUUGAAGAUAUCACCGAAACCUCCUGGGAACACAAGCUUCAGGGUGAACGAAUCAACAUGAAGGACUCAGACCUUGCCGCACCCUCUAUGAAACUGCUUGCAAAGCUCAUCAACAGUCUCCCCAAGACAGGCGGAUAUAAGCUCGUUCGGGGCCGUGGCAUCCAAGCCUUCAACGACAUCAAGAAUAUCAUCGACUACCAGCGAAGCUUCCGCGACCACUACACCAAGCUCAUGGAGGCAACUCAGCAGAAUCGUUAUCCCAACAGUUCCCUCAUUUCCGAUGAGGCCCUCGAGCAGCUCAAAGAAACCCAGGAGCAGCUCAAGAAUACCCAGGAGCAGCUCAAGAAUACCCAGGAGCAGCUCAAGAAUACCCAGGAGCAGCUCAAGAAUACCCAGGAGCAGCUCAAGAAUACCCAGGAGCAGCUCAAGGGAACCCAGGAGCAGCUCAAAGGAACCCAGGAGCAGCUCGAAGGAACCCUAGUCUACGCUGCCACGGACAAUUUUGAGUCCCAGGAGUAUGCCUCGCAGGAGAUGUUUGAUGCCGUCCAGGCGGUUUACCUUCGGUUUCGACGCGAUGGCUUGGUGAUUCCUUGCGAAAUCCACACCCUUGCUGCACUCAGCCUCAGCGAGGACCAACACAGAGACGUCAUGAAUGCCUCACCCGAUGAAGAGAUGCUGGAUGCCUAG
Molecule: messenger RNA, 1716 nt
Organism: Fusarium fujikuroi IMI 58289
Lineage: Eukaryota; Fungi; Ascomycota; Sordariomycetes; Hypocreales; Nectriaceae
Exons: 1
Coding region: 1-1716 (571 amino acids)
Source: RefSeq, a predicted model, not a curated record